UUGUGAUAAUGCUCAGUGUUAGUGUAGUUGUGCGAUUGUGGUCAGUGUCAGUGUAGCUGUGUAACAGUGACUGGGCUCAGUGUUCGUGUGAUUGUGCUCAGUGUUAGUUUAGUUGUGCGAUUGUGGUCAGUGUCAAUGUAGCUGUGUAACUGACUGGGCUCAGUGUUCGUGUGAUUGUGCUCAGUGUUAGUUUAGUUGUGUAAGAGUGACUGAGCUCCAGUGUAGUUCAGCUCAGUGCUGCUUCUCUCGGCCUGAAUGGUGUAUUCACAUCCAUCUCUCUGAGCUCCAGCCUUCACCAUCAACCCCACACGUACACAGUCAUAAAGGACACGGACUCCGGCACACAGCCACACAAAACAUGAUUAAACUCUUUUCUUUAAAACAGCAGAAAAAAGAUGAAGAAUCUGCCGGAGGAAACAGAACCGGAGCCGGGGGUAAAAAAGCAAGCGCGGCCCAGCUGCGGAUACAGAAAGAUAUCAACGAGCUGAACCUUCCAAAGACGUGUGAGAUUGUGUUUCCUGAUCAGGAUGAUCUACUGAACUUUAAACUCAUCAUUUCACCAGACGAGGGCUUCUAUAAAGGAGGGAAGUUUGUGUUCAGCUUUAAGGUAGGACAGGGCUACCCUCACGACCCACCUAAAGUGAAGUGUGAAACGAUGGUGUAUCACCCCAACAUCGACCUGGAGGGAAACGUCUGUCUAAAUAUUUUAAGAGAAGACUGGAAGCCUGUGUUGACAAUUAACUCCAUCAUAUACGGACUACAGUAUCUAUUCUUAGAGCCAAAUCCCGAAGACCCAUUGAACAAAGAGGCUGCGGAGGUGCUGCAAACGAACCGGCGGCUUUUCGAGCAGAACGUCCAGCGGUCGCUGCGCGGCGGAUACGUGGGGGCCACCUACUUUGAGCGGUGUCUGAAAUAGUGCCCCGCCCGGCCGGGCCGGCGCUCCAUACCAAGACACAUUUAUCGUUUACACACGCUGACUGACACUGACGGAGAGCGGAGGGGGGGCAGGCGGGGGUGGGAGGGGCUUUUUUUGGAGGUGGGUGGGGUUUUAAAGACAGGUGAGGCUUGAACAGUCAGUAAAAAAGAAAAUAAAGUUGCUCGGAGAUUGCCGAGGCGAUAGAUAUGAUGCCACUCUGCUGGUGCCCACAGUUUUGGUUUGGAUGUUUUGGUUUGUUGUUUUUGGCUGAGCUGUAACGCGGCAACCGAUCGACAGACGAAAUAAAACGCAGACGCUCCAGUAAGUGGAAGAAAAUCCUUUUUUGCUUUGUUUUGUUUUUGUUUUUUCCCCCCUCUCUGACGUACAUUCUAUAGACGUUUCUUUGCGGAGACUGGCCGAGCUCGGCAGACGGCUGAGGCUGAGCUCCACCGGGGCAGAAUGGCACACGUAUUUGACUACAAAUACUUAUGUAUCGAUAGGAGGACCCUGACACACACAGACGCACGUCCAGGACAGACUGACGGACUUGUUGACUGACUCAGCGAUACAUAAACGGCGGACAGGUUCAGUAUGCAGGUUUGGCUGUAGAGGAUUGGGAGAUCAUUUGUUUUGUUAAGGUUUUCUCCAUGUGUAAUAGUGGGGAAGAGGGGGGGAGUGUUGGGGGGGGCGCAGAGAGUUGGAUUUUUGUGAAGAGGGUCCGGUUUGGUUUGGGUUGGGGGGGAUUGGGCAGGGUGGCAGAAAAUGUUACAAUUCUAUUGUGUAUAUUGAAAUCCCAGCUGUUCACAAUGACUGCAAUAUGAAUUAUGUUAAAUAAAAUAUGGACUCGAAUGCCUA
This is a messenger RNA of Colossoma macropomum (tambaqui), 1771 nucleotides long. It is a transcript of the gene ube2m, whose product is annotated as ubiquitin conjugating enzyme E2 M. The coding region runs from base 359 to 916 and encodes 185 amino acids. The transcript has 6 exons. The record is from RefSeq and is a predicted model, not a curated record. Lineage: Eukaryota; Metazoa; Chordata; Actinopteri; Characiformes; Serrasalmidae.